AUGGGUGAUCUUUCAUGUGAAAUAACCAAUGAACCUCAAGAAGGAGUACUUAUCGCUCCGCCAUCAUCCGAAACUUCACCGCCCUCAGCCGCUACCGAGGCACUAGUGGAACCACAUAAAGAACAGUUAACGUGUAGCUCUCUGGUUGAAGUUGAAGUAUUACCAGAAUUUCCUCAAGUUAAAAGGAGGAUGUCGGUUUUUGAAGAAGAAAUGUUGGGUGUCUUGAAGAUGAUAGCCCAUAAGAUUAACAGAAAACCGCCUUCAAAACCAACAUUUGAAGAUUGUAUAAAGAAGUUGAAUGAGCUCGGGUGGCCCAAAGAUGAUCCGCUCCAACUAGUUGCACUCACGAUUUUUUGUGACAAAAAUGAUAACUAUAGGGAAUUAUGGAUGAAAUUAGACCCGGAUGUGUGUGCUAAUUGGAAUAUAGUUUUAUGUAGGGAUGAGCAUCGGAACCGGGUAACUGCUUUCGGAACCGGAACCGCCUUGGAACUGCCAGUUCCGAAACUGGAACCGCCUUAA
Molecule: messenger RNA, 519 nt
Organism: Lactuca saligna
Lineage: Eukaryota; Viridiplantae; Streptophyta; Magnoliopsida; Asterales; Asteraceae
Source: the annotation of a GenBank genome assembly